AUGUAUAAAGCUCAAAUACAACGAUAUCAAAAAAGUCACAUCUUAAAUAAUGAUACAAGAGUCAUUUUUGGGCAUACUUUUGAUUUGGUCCGCAUGCAGCAAGCUUUUUCCAUUUCUGUAAUUACAGACACCAGCAAUUUAGAUGUAGUUGUCGAUUCACACCAUGGUGAUGUAGAAGGUGCGGAUGUACCUGAAUCUUUUCCCCGUAUCAUUCAAAAUUCCGAUUCCAGCUUGCAUGGUGUUUUGUCAAGAAGAUCGAACGCGUUUCCCCUUGCAGCAAUUACUUUUGGUCCUAUGCAGGUGUACUCCACAUUCUUGCUUGAUUCAGUCAUGCCAGUUGAAAGAGCUUUUAGUCAUCGGCAAUUAUUUCUCUAUGAUAUUUCAGACAUUUGUACCGUUAGAAAUGUAUAUACCAUUCAGCAAGGCCUAAUGGAGUACGGUUUCGGAAUGCGUCUAGCUUCGAUGUUCCUUACACAAUUUUGGACUGAGUAUUUUCUGGCUCAAAUUUGGAAACGAUGA
This is a messenger RNA of Mucor mucedo, 519 nucleotides long. RefSeq lists its product as uncharacterized. Bases 1 to 519 code for a protein of 172 amino acids. The record is from RefSeq and is a predicted model, not a curated record. The transcript has 3 exons. Lineage: Eukaryota; Fungi; Mucoromycota; Mucoromycetes; Mucorales; Mucoraceae.